This is a messenger RNA of Phlebotomus argentipes, 1131 nucleotides long. RefSeq names its product trypsin-like. NCBI's taxonomy places the organism in Eukaryota, Metazoa, Arthropoda, Insecta, Diptera, Psychodidae. Gene Ontology annotation, molecular function: serine-type endopeptidase activity. Gene Ontology annotation, biological process: proteolysis. The coding region runs from base 110 to 1042 and encodes 310 amino acids. The record is from RefSeq and is a predicted model, not a curated record. The transcript is spliced from 2 exons.
AAUCUGGAAUGGUAAAUGUGUCUCUUAUCGCGCUGUGCAAAUAAGUCCUUAAUUACUUUGUGACUGUGCGAUCUUGAGAUUCUGCGGAGUUGUUCAGUUGAGUGUCACGAUGGAGAGUCAGUGGAUUGCUUUGAGUGUGUUCCUGGGCGUUUGGCUGUGCCUGGCAGGAGCUUCGUCGCCCUUCCAGGUCUCCAUUCGCUUGUACAAUGACGUCUAUUCGGCCGGACAGGACAAUUUCCACCUCUGCAGCGGUGCAAUUGUGCAUCAGAACUACGUCCUGACCACAGGACACUGCGUCAGGGAGACUGUGCUGUUCCCAAACUCCAGUCGAUUGCUGACACCGCAGAUGAUCUACGUCGUGGCGGGAAAUCUCUCGAGCAACGCCACAACAUUCACGAGCAACGUGAAGAAGAUCACAACGCACAAGGAUUUCAAUGCAGUGACUCUGGAGCACGAUAUCGCCCUGGUGGAGCUGCAGAAUCCGCUGCCGCUGCAGAACAACUCGAAUGUGAAGUGGAUUCAGCUGGACAACGGAGAAGUUGCCAGAAGUCCGUGCUUCGUGUCGAUUCUCAAUGAGACGAAUGUUGACUUCAAGACGCUGCCCAACGACAUCAUCGACAUUUGGCACUGCAAUCGCAGUGCGAACUUCUCAUCCGCCAAGAGAGAUGACAUCUGUGCGCAGUACACCGUCAAUGGGGGCUCGUGGUGUGGAACGACGGAUCUCCAGUACAAGUUCAGUCCGGAUCGAGGAUCGGCGCUGGUGUGCAACAAGGUGUUGAUUGGAUUGCUGUCGUCAAUCGAUCCUCCGGCCGAUCCCUUCCCCACAGAUUGCCUGCAACCGAAGAGAACCUACGCUUUCUACACAACCGUCGAGGAAUACGUGCCCUGGAUCAACAUGGUCAUCGGGCUGACGCACGGGAAGCCUCCGGCUCCGCCGCCAACCAACAUGUUCGGCAAGGACAAGAACGUAGGCGCGGCAGCCACUCCGGGAGUCGCUGUCUUCGCUGCCCUUGCUCUUGUUUUUCUGCACAUGAACCACUAAAUAAAUACUGUAGAUCUUGCCUUCAAGACAACUCUUGUUUGAUGUGGGAUUUCGGGCUGUGUUUGCCCUGCGGCAAAGAGAUAAGAUUG